AGUAUUCGAAAAUGUUCGAGUCAUAAAUGAUCGCUAUAUCUUCGAAGAACAUCUAAUGCAACAUUAAUCUACCAAAACAUGGCCCGUAUGAUUUAUCGAACACUUCGAGUUAUUCACGAGCAUUAAAUUUGAAUACGGAAAAACAGGCCGGAUUCCUCCAGAAUAUUCCAGGUGUAUUUCGAGUCAGCCGUAAUCGAAUACGUCAGAACAUUGCGGCAUACGCGGCGUGCGCCGAUCCGUAUUCGAGCGAAUUCGGGCCCGAAUAUUUGGCUUUUCGCGCAGUGUUUACACCAAAUGGAUAUCGUUGUUUGUAUCACACAGGAUUCACGGGUCAGGACUGCAAAAUUGACAUUGACGAGUGUGCUGCAGGAACAUCCACUUGUCACGCUGAUGCUGAUUGCAUUAACACCAAAGGAUCUUACAACUGCUCUUGUAAACCUGGUUAUCAAGGAGAUGGGAGGAAAUGUGAAGAUGUUGAUGAAUGUACCCCAGAAGCACGCAACUGUUCUGCCGAUAUUUCCUGCAACAUUACCAAGGGAUCAUUUAACUGCAAAUGCGAGUGAAUCAGUCUUAAUUAGACUGUAUUUUACAUUGGCCAAAUGGUUGCAGCGUUGGAUUCCCGAUUAAGAUAUUUUUUACCUUUUGAGAACCGGACACUACGAAAAAGUAAAAGGUGAAAUCACAGAAAUGUAGGGAAAGGAGAAUGGUCUUAAAUGAGCAAAUGCUGAAUUUUCGUCAUUUUUUUUUCUUUUUCUUUUUUUUUUUUUUUUUGUUCGGGCGUUGUUUUGAUUAAUAUUAAGAGUUUUAUUGAUGUUAUAAAUAGAUGCCUUUCAACUUCUCUGUACGCAGAUUCCCCUUGCAAGGAACUCUACGACUUGACUUUGUAAGUGAUAAAUAUAUUACCUCUGACCUUUACCAGUGCGAAAUUUUGCAACAGCGUAGUAAUACUACCAAAAUAUAUGGGUUCUCUCGUGAUUCGUAGGAAAAUUUGGGCAGACUAAAGCAACCGCGCCCCGAAUUAAUACUUGAACAGAGUGUAAACACAUUUAUUAUAAAAUUAGAUAUUCACCAGGAAGGAUGUCAGAAAUGCUAUUCUUUAUCCGACCGUGAGAUAACUGCCAGUCUUCAAGUGAUUUUCCUUUGCUUACACAAAACAUAAGUCUUAAUGCAAAUUAGUUAAGAGACUCUUGAAGUAAUUUUCGUCGGGAGAAAUUUACCACUUAUCUAGCUCUCCGGGUAAAAUUUGUGGGAAAAGAAAAUUAUAUUAUAGGCCAAAGCCUUUUCAAUUCUUUAAUUUAGAAACAGGGAAAACAAACCUUACCACUUUGACGUAGGAUCCCAAAAUAUUCCAGUCUACUGGGUCAUGAAUGGUUCUGGAAUGGGGACAUGUGGUGGAGGUGGAUGGACUCUGGUGAUGAAGAUUGGCGGAAGAAAGGUGUUUUAUCCUCUUUGUUUUAGUCUUGUUGGUGCUCUUGGGUUAUUCUUCUACUAUAGUAUUUUACACUGUUUUAGGAGUAACUUGUUAAAAGUUAAAGAUUAAAGUUACUGCAGUAAUUGUACUCGCAGUGAAUACAUAGAUGUGAACUACAUAGUAGAAAGUGUUUGUAAGCGGUUGUAUUGUUGUAUUCGAAUAUGGAGAACAAUCUCGCUCCACGUCAUCACAUUACUAAGUUCAUUUGGUUCGAUUUUGUUCUAUAUGAUUGAGCUUAGCUUGCUCCACGAAAAAUAGAAGACAUUCCUAACUUUGGGUUUAGUCCUCUUCGAGAUGUUAGGUGAGGGAAUGAAGGUAAACUUUACAUAGUGUGAUAAUUUUAUACGGGAUAAAACCCGAAAAUGCCAACUCUUGUGUAGAAUGAUUUUCUUUGGCAUCGGAAAGACCCUUAGCCAAAUGCUGGCUGUCUUUUUUUUUUUUUUUUUUUU
Molecule: messenger RNA, 1920 nt
Organism: Orbicella faveolata
Lineage: Eukaryota; Metazoa; Cnidaria; Anthozoa; Scleractinia; Merulinidae
Molecular function (GO): calcium ion binding
Source: RefSeq, a predicted model, not a curated record